Molecule: messenger RNA, 902 nt
Organism: Cuscuta epithymum
Lineage: Eukaryota; Viridiplantae; Streptophyta; Magnoliopsida; Solanales; Convolvulaceae
Source: the annotation of a GenBank genome assembly
UAUUCAUCCAAAGUUUCAACAUUUUUUCUUGCAGGCAAUGACUAAUGUUUUAUUAACGACGGACAGACGGAGAAAGAUACAGGUUGACAUCUCGAGGGAGUGCAGAUUUUGUCAUGAGGAUGAUGAAUCAACGAUCUGUCUAUUCAAAUAUUGCAGGCUGGUGGCUGAACUAUGGAGCAAAGCAGGGAUGGAUUUGAGGCGCACGACCAAUUCCUUGCAGGAUUGGGUGGAACAUAUUUUUAACACCAUCACACAGGAAGAAUUAUGGAGAUUUAUCUCAAUAUUGUGGAGUAUUUGGAAGGAGUGCAACAAAGUGAUUUGGAAUAAUAAAACCUUCAAUCCAUCACAUGUAAUCAGUAUUGGAGCUCCAAUGCUUCAAGUUGGCGAGCGGCCCAAGGCAUAUCAGCAGUGCCACAUUGAGGGGUGGAAUCGAGAACCAAAUGGAUGAGACCUGCUCCAGGGGAAAUAAAAAUCAAUGUGGAUGGUGCAAUUCAUGAUCAGAGGAGCAGAAGAGCUUGGGGUUGGGUAGCGAGAGAUAUAAUUUUAUGGGCAGCAGUUGGGAUUCUUGCAGAGCAGACUCGCCAGUCAAAAUAACGGAGGCCAUAGGGGUGAGAGAGGCAUUAGCUUGGGCGAAAAGGAAAGGAUGAAAUCGAGUGAUCCUCGAGACGGGUGUGCAAAUUUUCACCACUAGCUUAGAAGGUGAUUCUGGAAAUUCCUAUUUUAAUGUGGUAAUUGAAAAUAUCACAUAAAAUCUUAAUUCUGAAGCUAGUUUUAUUGAUAGUUAUUGUAAACAAUCCACGAAUCGUGCAACUAACAGUUUUGCUAGGGGGGUCCUUUCUCAAGCGGGUUGUAGCGGUUUUGAUUACUGUCCUGAGCGUAUAUGUAAGCCAUCUAACGAGCGA